AUGCCUCCCUCGGAGUUUUGCCUCGAGUCGCUGCCAUCUGCCUCGCCGCAGUCCUCCUCAUGGCUCUUCUACCUGCCUUAUGAGAUCUGGAUCGAGAUCUUUGCCCAGAUCGCGCCCGAUUCGCCCCUGGCCUUUGCUCUCGUCUGCCGGCGCUGGCUUGAGCUUUCCAAGGACCCGCACGCCCGUGCUCGAUUUCUCAUGAUCAAGCACAAGGAAUCGGUGCUGUCCCUCUACUAUGCCUUCAAAUACGACCGGCCUAUCCUGGCCACCACUGGGGUCCCGCAAGCCAUGCUCUCGCUAGGCGCAACCAUUCCCCGCUUCCUCGUACAGGCUGUGGAUAAAGAGGCCCAUCGCCACGACCGGAGGCGGCGAAACUACAUCCCGCCGAGGUUGUUGAUGUUCUUCCUCACUGAAGGCUACCGGCGCUUCGGCGACGACAUGGACUACAAUGAAGACGUAAGUGAUCUCCGUCGAUUCGAAAGCGCCCUGCUUGGCACCAACUCCCAUCCCUCGGUCGCGGUGACCGAUGUGCGGCGGUUGAUAACCGAGUACGGGUUUGUGCCGCUCGGUAAUCUCAGCGCGUCGGUCGAAGAAAUCGUCUACAAAGUGUCGCUAGUCGACCUUGGUCUAGUCGAGGUCAUGAAGCGCAACGGCCUCAAGCUCGCGCAGGUGAACGACCUCGUCCUGGAGCGGGUCUUUUGGAGGCCCGACUUUUCGAACUCGAUGCUGUCGCAGUACUUGGCCGUGGGCUUCAGCCUUACCGACGAGGCCAUCAAGAAGGGCCUGCAGAUUGCCCGCGACCGCACCCUCAAUGUUCUGAAGGAGCAGUGCUCCUCAGCCAAGCUCGGCCGCAUCGCCGUCGAAGCCCUGCGGGACAUGAUGGGCCCGAUGAUACGCGGCUGGAGUUUCAGUCUCGAGCCGAUCGACUAUCUUUACCAGCGCUUUGAAAUCACCGAGGACGACAUGAGGUACAUCCUCCUGACCAAGUGUGACCCGCAGUACUCUGACAAGGAGUUCCCUGCGACACGCUGCUACAUGAAAGUCGACCCCUGUCCUGUGUGGCGAUGGGUCCUGCGAAUCUACGGGCCAGAGCACGUCUUCACCCAGGCUUGCUUCGACGAUGCCAUCAGUCGUGCCGUUGCCCAUCGCGAGCUCCAUCAGCUUCAUAACGUCUAUGUCGAGCGCGGCAUCCGGUUCUAUCCCAGACACAUCAAGAUCCUGGCCUGCCGGGUGCUCCAUCGCGACAUGACCAACAAUGCCCUCUUCCUGUUCAGGAUUCUGAAAGAACAGGCCCUGGCCUCUCAAAUCGACAUGGAUGCGGAUGAAAAGGCUGCCUGGAUCCAGGCUCUGCAAUCCGAGAUCUGUGACAACCAGGACUGGAUCCAUCGCAUGAGAACACUGCAGCUCGAAGGUGGCACCCGUGGCAAGGUCUAUCCGCUCCAGAGGCCGCCCGAGGACGGCACAGUGUUCCUGGAGGAGGCCCAGGAGCUACUCGUCGCUCUUGACCCACCUCCGCCCACGCUGAAGCGCACUCGGUCGGGGCGAUCGAUCAUCCAAGGAACAAGGCACUCUGCUCGUCGACGCGAGUCCCCGUCGGUCGGAGCCGGCCUGGUCAAGCGGGUGCAGGCCUGGUUCGAGCGCACCGAGUGA
Molecule: messenger RNA, 1650 nt
Organism: Polychytrium aggregatum
Lineage: Eukaryota; Fungi; Chytridiomycota; Chytridiomycetes; Polychytriales
Exons: 4
Coding region: 1-1650 (549 amino acids)
Molecular function (GO): protein binding
Source: RefSeq, a predicted model, not a curated record